Messenger RNA from Cydia splendana, 2293 nucleotides. RefSeq lists its product as uncharacterized. The transcript has 10 exons. NCBI's taxonomy places the organism in Eukaryota, Metazoa, Arthropoda, Insecta, Lepidoptera, Tortricidae. Gene Ontology annotation, cellular component: membrane. The record is from RefSeq and is a predicted model, not a curated record. Bases 391 to 2289 code for a protein of 632 amino acids.
GCGUGACUAACACCAUUUGUAACAUUUCCUAUAAUUUCACUACCUUUUAAAAUCACGUGGUGGAAAUGAUAGUAGCUUAUUGUCACUAUUCUAUUGUUUGUAUUUCAAAUGUUUGUCAACUUAAACAAUGUGUGUAAUUCAAUUUUGUCUCAUUUCACAGAUGUGCCGUCAACUUGUUUUUGGGACAAGCGACUGAGCUCAAUUUGCCACUAGAAUUUGAGGACUUGAACAAUACUGAUGCUCAAAAACUUUCUUGAAUUAAUAUUCACAAUUUACCCAAAAAGAAUGGAAUUAAUGAGCCUACACAACUACUUACAGAUAUUGUUUCGCUAGAAGUUGAAAAUAUAUAAGCGAAGAAGACUAUUGUUUUCGCACAGUUAUGCAGUGACGAUGGCCUCCGAAAGACGCGACGUAUUAAAAACACGAAGAAGAAUAGAGAGAAACAUAUUAAAAAUAUCAAUAUUUUUAAUAUUAUUAGUGAACGUGAAAGCCAGUAGUGAAAAUGAAACAAAUGAUGACACAUCGAAGCCGAACGAUAUAGUAUCUCGACUGAGAAACAUAGGAAAAUCCUUAGGUAGAUCCUUUUUUAGUGAUGUGUACCAAAAUGGGACUUUUAGGACUGGUAAUGAUUUGUGGGACGAUAUUUUGAAUAAGUGCACGAAAAACCCUUCAGUGAGUUGUUUGCAGAAAAAUGUGUAUAGUUAUAUAGAUGACAAUUUGAAAUAUGACGGUGAUGUGAACUUGGGCAGUGGUGUGUGCUUUAAGAAGAAUAACGUGGACGUGCAUAAGUAUAGUAAGGAGGCGAACGUGAUCUACCAGACGGGGAGCAAGGAUGCGGGGGAGGCGAGAGCGGCGGAGGAAGAGAAUGAGAUCAACGAUGAGGAAGAGUCUGCCAGUCCAUUCGAAGAAGUCACGGACGCGCUAUACGAUAAAGGAAUCAACUUCCUGGUCACUCACGACAUGAAACUGACACUACCAGAAACGUUAUUCGAUGGGGCAUCAGUCAGGAUAUCGCCACGGGCCUUGACGAGAACUGGGGCGCUGGUGCAUAUAGAUCUGGAGCCAAGACAGACUCAGGGGGAAGGGAGGCUGUUUUUCAAUAAGAUAAAGAAGCAAAUAAAGAAGAAACUGAUAACAGCAGCGAUCGCGAUAGUACUGGUCAUUAAGCUGAUAGCGCUAAAGCUGGUAUUCGUCCUCCCCCUCAUCAUGGGCGUGACGACAGCGAAGAAGAUCUUCCUGAAGCUUCUGCUAUUCGUCUUCCCUGCUCUGAGCCAUAUCUUCAAGCUGUGCUCGUGGUACCACAAUAAUUAUCAUACGACGAAGUACCACCACCACCAUCAUUUGAUUACGCACCACCAUAAGAACCCCCACGCCCCCUACCACGCGCCGUCCCACGGCCCCCACGGUUCCACCGUCGUGGUGCGACCCCACGCUGCCGGCCCACCGAACUCGCACGAUCUCCACCAUCCUGGUGGUCACGAUGGAUCGCCAGCGUUUGAACACUAUCCUCAGGAUUGGGAGCUGUCUGGACCUGGACUUGGAAGCGAAUACCUAGCAGCAGACAUACAUCGAAACGCGAUAGCAAACUUCAAACCUCAUCCAAAUGACAUGAACGACAUUAAAGCUUGGGGAUUGGGCCUACCACCAGGGUCAUCAGGCAACGUGGGUGAAUAUGCAGCUGGCACUAACCCGGCAGUUGUAGCCGCUCCUCCGAACGGUCAAAGGAUAUCACUUGCUGGAAGACCGGUGGGACCGCCAGGAUAUCGAAAUAAAAAGCCAACAACCAAAGAUCCUUUGCAAGCGGAAAAAGAAGCAUUGAUCCGAGCGGCGGCGCUAGCGGCGCGCGCUCCGCCGUCCCCCGUGCGCGACGAGCUGUUGCGCGUGUCGCACGCGAAGCUGUCAGAAAACAACCGUGUGAAGACUGAGACGCAGCUAGUAAAGCAACAGCAGGAAAUACUCGCUGCUCAGGAUCCUGACACGAUAGCAGCAGAGCGGUUCUACGGGCAACUCCUUGACAAAGUGGACCAUAUCCUUAGUCCACUCGGGGCCAGUGAUACAGGGUGUAAAGAGAGGGCUGUCUGCGCGUUAUACAGGGAGCCCUUCAAACACGCGCCUUACAGCAAUCUAGUCUCCAACGAAUUGAGCAAGGAUUCCAACGAGCUCGUACCAGCAGCGGACAGCAAAUUCGCCAUCCAAUAUUAUCGCUACGUGCAAGCCGCCCGGGACGGGCAGGAACAGAAGGAGUGCACCCUCAUCUACCCUGACUGCCAUAUCGACUACAACAAGUAGCCAC